UAUCUCUCCGUCUGACUGUCAUUUAAACGCCGAUCCGACUGAACAGCGAAAUUUUUUCUCCGGACGAGAGUUUUCUAUCUCGGGCUAAUUUUUAUAGUGCGUCAAACCAAGAUCAGUUUAGCGGAAUUCACAUAAAAAUGGCAUCGAUUUGCACCCGUCUUGCAGUCCGUGUGGCAGCCCGCAACAAUGUCACCUACACGCCCGUGCGAUUCUGUAAAAUGAUGAACGAUCCCCUCGAACACGCCACGGGUAUUGAGAAGCGUGAACUUCUAGCCAAAGCUGCCGGCAACGACAAUCCCUUCGACAUGAAGGUCUUCAAACGCGGAGCUGGCUCCAAGGAUCAACCCAACCUAAUUCCAUCUGCAUUCGAUGCACGUAUUGUAGGAUGUAUUUGCGAAGAAGAUCAAACCUACGUACAAUGGAUGUGGCUCCAGAAAGGACAGCCGAAGCGUUGCGAGUGCGGCCAUUGGUUCAAACUAGUCGAGAAAGCCCCAGUAUAAGACGCCAGCGUACCAUAAUACCAUCAAAUUAUGUUCUUUCCUUAGAAAAGUAAUUGUCAGUGAAAUGAUCUUAAGAAAAGAAAAAGUUCUAGAACAACAAAAAUGAAUUCUAUAUACCAAAGGGGAAGGAUGGGACUGUGCAGGUAAUUAAUGGAAUGCGUAUGGGCGUUCCGCUCUGUCCGAACCACUGACAAAAUGGUUUCGCCGCUGUGUCAUAUAAUUCGAUGGUCACCGAACUACAAACUAUUUCUCACAAUUGUUUCUUUUUUUUCAUACCGUUAGUCAGCGAAUUAAAUAAUUUUGCCAGUAGA
This is a messenger RNA of Hermetia illucens (black soldier fly), 811 nucleotides long. Its product is annotated as cytochrome c oxidase subunit 5B, mitochondrial-like. The transcript is spliced from 3 exons. Gene Ontology annotation, cellular component: mitochondrial envelope. The record is from RefSeq and is a predicted model, not a curated record. Gene Ontology annotation, biological process: mitochondrial electron transport, cytochrome c to oxygen. The coding region runs from base 138 to 500 and encodes 120 amino acids. NCBI's taxonomy places the organism in Eukaryota, Metazoa, Arthropoda, Insecta, Diptera, Stratiomyidae.